AUGGCUGCUCCGAGUGCGGAUGACUCCUUCGACUACUUCGGCUCAGAGGACAGCGCGUUCUUGCAAGAACUCCGAGUCGCCGAAUUACCGGGCGAUGCCCCUACCCGCGAUACCUCCAAACCUCUACUCCUUCGGCCCACGUCAGACUCAUAUACGAGAGAUGUAACAUGGGAUGGUCCUCCUCUUGCCCAACCUAGUAAACGGCGCCGUCCCUCGGAUACCCCUCUCCAAUCCCCCUCUCACGACCCUCCGCCCGCGAAACGGCCACGGCACUUCAAUAUAUCUAUAUUUGAUGACAUAUCGAGCGAUUUAGACUCUGAUGACUCCUCUCCCACACGACCUCAAAUCAAGGCCAAACCCAUAUCCGCUCACCCACGGCCACAAGCUACGAGCUCGAAAAACGACAAGCUCUCAGGCAAAGAUACUCGCCAACCCGCUACCUUCGGUCGACUACAGACUAACGACGAUGAAUAUCUUGGAGAAGAAAUAUACGGCGCGGCUCAUUUCGGCGAGUUUGGCGAGUAUAUGCGGCGCAAACGAGCCAAGCUCCAGAUUCAAAACACCGAGCUGGAAGAGGGUAGUGGGCGAAGCCAAAUAUUCAAGGACCUCUCUAUCUAUAUCAAUGGACAUACGAAACCUUCAAUACAAGACUUGCGCAAGCUCAUUGUCGAUCACGGCGGUGUCUUUCAACCCUACUUGGACAAGAAAGUAUUAGUAACGCACAUCGUCACCUGUUCGCUUACGCCUGCGAAGGUCCGCGAGUUUCAGCUCAUGAAGGUCGUCCGACCAGAGUGGCUCGUAGAUAGCGUGCAGAAGGGCUUCCUACUCAACUGGCGCGAUUACAUCUUCCAAUCCGGCGGGCGAGUCGAAGGGUUUGCUCAGGGGCGCAAUGUACAGUCGUCAAUGCACGGGUUCGCUCCGCAACCAGCACGAGCGUCUGCGCGCACAGGUGUCGCCGGUCCGUCCAAGGUUCAAAACACCCUGUACGGCGUCCAAACCACCAGAGCUUCAACAUCAAGACACCCUUACGGGGCUUCCAAGCGUGCUCGGGAUCCUUCUCCUGAUGCUGAUUACGGAUACGACGAAUCGUGGGCUGGCGGCGAUGGCGACGACUGGGAGCGCAGCUUCGACGCGGACGAUGCACCGAUGGCGCCCAUUCCGCGGCGGCCUUUCCCUCGUAUUCCUGUAUUGGGUGUCAAGCCUGGUCCCUCCACUCGCACGAAGGAACCCCCUGUAUAUGCCAAAGGGCCUAACGAGCACGCGGCUCGCGCGAUGCAAGACCCGGCCUGGCGGGCUGCUCACACCUCCGUGGCACCAGGCUUCAUCGAGGGAUACUAUCGCAACUCACGCCUCCAUUAUCUGUCCACAUGGAAGGCUGAGCUACGCGCGCUCGUUGCCGAUGCGCAGGACCGCGCCGAGAGGGGGGACGUCCCUGGCGCUGAUGCUCGCAAGGCCUCACAAGGACUCUCGAUGCGAGGCGCGAAGUUUACGUCGCCCAAGGGGAAGGGCAAAGCACGCGAAGGUAACCAGCGCGUGAUCAUGCACGUUGACUUCGACGCCUUCUUUGUCAGCGUUGGACUUCUGAAUCGGCCGGAGAUGAGAGGAAAGCCUGUCGUCGUGUGCCAUUCGCAGGGAGGUGGCGGUGGCGCGAGUAGUACAAGUGAGAUUGCCAGUGCUAGCUACGAAGCUCGUAAGUUUGGGAUCAAGAACGGCAUGAGUUUGCAGCAAGCGCGGAAGCUUUGUCCUCAUAUUGCUACGAUACCAUACGAAUUCGAGAAGUACAAGAAGCUCUCCUUGAAGUUCUACACCAUCUUGAUGUCGGUCGCGGACGACCUACAAGCCGUUUCGGUUGACGAGGCAUUGAUCGAUGUCACUUCGGCUGUCGAGCAAAUGGCUUCAUCAAAUCCUGCGAAGGACUUCGCUGAAUCUAUCCGGGAGCAAGUGAAGGAAACGACGGGGUGUACUGUGAGCAUCGGGAUCUCGCACAACAUCAUGAUGGCUCGUCUUGCUACACGCAAGGCAAAGCCGGCCGGCUCCUUUCAUCUGACUAAAGACGAGAUUCCUACGCUCGUGGCGACGCUCGACAUCAAGGAUCUGCACGGUUUCGGUUCGGCGGCUUGUGACAAGGCGAAAGAAAGGCUCGGUUCGACGAACCUGGGAGAGCUCGCAAUGCGCAGCAAGAGUGCUUUGUGCGAUGCUCUCGGCAAGGGUACAGGAGAGACGCUCUGGAAAGCCAUCCGCGGCAUCGACGACCGGAAGCUCGAAAGUGAUAAGCCUCGCAAGUCCGUCUCCUGUGAGAUCAACUACGGGAUACGCUUCGAGAAUGAAGAGCAGGCAGAGCGCUUCAUUCAUCAGAUGGCGGAAGAGGUUACUCGACGCAUGAAGGCUAUCGACAAGAAGGGCAGAGCAUUGACGCUCAAAGUAAUGCAACGCGACCCGGAGGCUCCUGUGGAAGCACCAAAGUUCAUGGGGCACGGAAUCUGUAUUACUCAUAAUAGACAGUCGCCGCUUUCCGGACCUCUAGGUCGUGCAACGGACGACCCUGCAAUCAUCGGAACCCUGGCGUGGAGGCUCUUAAAGUCCGUGAGAGUUGCUCCACAAGAACUUCGCGGCAUCGGUAUCCAGAUUCAAAAGCUCGAGGACGAUACCGUUGUUAUCCCACGAGGACAGGGUCAAAUACAGUUCCAAGCCAAAGACACGACCGUGCCCGCAAAUCACGGACGUCUCAAUGAUGCCUUGGUCGCUGAACCGGAUACACUGCCUACCCCUGCUGCAGCACAGGCUCCUCCGGCUCUUGAUUUGCCCACCCUAUCGCAACUGGAUCAGUCUGUCUACAACGCGCUCCCCGACGACAUUCGUGCUGAGCUCUCUUUGGAAUACAAGCGCCGGUCUGUAACCCCCGCCGCCGGACCGGCCGCAGCCGGCGAGUAUGUGGCGGGUCCUUCCAACGUUAACGUUGGCCUGGACGGUCCGAACCCCAACCUGGCGCGCAUCGCGCGAGCGCUAGCACCGCAGGGAAAACCGAAUGUUCCCGUGCAAAGACAUUUAUAUAAACUCUUCGCUCGACCCGCUCCGAAGAUCAGGAUCCCUCCUCCGCGCGUCGACGAAGCGGAACUGAUCGCGCUCGGUUUCGACCCCGUUGUCUUCGCUGAACUUCCGGUUAAGUUUCAACGUGAUGUGCUCGCAGAAGCCCGUGGUAAUGCCUUAAGGCUGUCGCAGCGUCCAGCCGAGGCCGUGAAGCCGUUGAAGGCACCGAAGAAGCUCGGCGAGAGGUUCAGAUAUGUUGAUCCGUUCAACGAGAUCAUUCCGCCGCCACCACCUCCGUUCGCCGUUCACGUCGUAUUGCCGACGCUACGCAAACCCAAGAAGAACGCCAAACAAGUUCAGGAAGACGCGCAAGCGCUUCUCGGCCAGUGGUUCAGCGGCUUCCAGGUGCACGUCCCGCACAGACGCGAUGUUGGACACUUUGCGAAGUACCUCGCGCUCUGCGUAGAGAGCGAUCUCGGCAUUGAACAAGCCACGGCGCUCAUGCGCUGGUGGGGCGUGCUUUUGCGCAGAUCUUUCGGAAUGUGGGAACACAUGGAACGCGACGAAGAGGUUCUGGAGGUGCUGGAGGAAUGGGUAGCGGGUAAAGUCACCUUCGCGGACAUCCGUCCUAGUGAAGAGUUGAUGGGUUGCACUUGGUGGAAGGCGUUCGAUGAGAUCAAGUGCAAGAUGAACGAGGUUGCGCGCAAGCGUUUCGGUGGAUCGCUCUCGUAUAGAUGA
This is a messenger RNA of Peniophora sp. CBMAI 1063, 3765 nucleotides long. Lineage: Eukaryota; Fungi; Basidiomycota; Agaricomycetes; Russulales; Peniophoraceae. The record is from the annotation of a GenBank genome assembly.